Penicillium waksmanii is the source of this 249-nucleotide messenger RNA. RefSeq names its product FAD-binding type 2. The record is from RefSeq and is a predicted model, not a curated record. The coding region runs from base 1 to 249 and encodes 82 amino acids. NCBI's taxonomy places the organism in Eukaryota, Fungi, Ascomycota, Eurotiomycetes, Eurotiales, Aspergillaceae. The transcript has a single exon.
AUGCUGCUCAACACAUGUUUUGCGGCUUCCUUGUUGGUAGCUUCUGCCCAGGCCGCGACCACCGCAUGCCGUUGCUUCCCAGGUGAUGCGUGCUGGCCAGUGGUAGAUGUCUGGACUCAAUUCAAUCAAUCUGUAGACGGUCAGUUGGUGGAGAAUGUUCCCCUUGGUACUCCUUGCCAUGUCCCCAAUUACAACGCGGAGGAGUGCGCGAAGCUGCGAAACGGCUGGCAGCUUCCUAAAGAGCAGUAA